AUGGAGUCUGUCAUCAAAGUUUCCAUGUCGGUCUGCCCAUUUGUUCAAUCUACUUCGACCCAAGCAAUGCGUCAAUUGAGUAGAUCUUCAGGUGGUUUAGCUCAACGUGCUCGCCAAUGUCCUUACAUGGCUAAUGCACUUCACGCUCAAGAGCAACAACAACAGCACCAAGCCACCAGAUCUUACUCUUCCGCUACCAACCCAAGAAGAGCAAGUGUCAGUCGUUCAGCUACUCCUAAUGUUGAUGCUUCAGCUUUUGUUCCACCUCCACCAGCAUCACCAUACCGCUUGACAAAUGACAAAUUGACUGGUGCUCAAAUCAACUUUACUGGAAAUGAGAAGAAAUUUGAUUUCCAAGGAUUUUUGAACGAAGAUUUGAAUAAAAAGAGAACCGAUAAGUCGUACCGUUUCUUCAACAACAUCAACCGUUUAGCGAAUGAGUUUCCAAAAGCUCAUCGUGCUCAAGAGGAGGAUAAAGUUACCGUUUGGUGUUCAAAUGAUUACCUCGGAAUGGGAAAAAAUGAAUCAACCUUGAAUGAAAUGAAACGUGUUUUGGACAAGUAUGGGUCCGGUGCCGGUGGAACUAGAAACAUUGCUGGCCAUAAUGCCCAUGCCAUAAAGUUGGAGUCUGAAUUGGCGGCUUUGCAUAAGCAUGAAGCGGCGUUGGUUUUCAGUUCAUGUUUUGUUGCCAAUGACGCCGUGUUGUCAUUAUUUGGACAAAAGAUUAAAGACUUGGUCAUCUUUUCUGAUGAAUUGAACCACGCAUCUAUGAUUCAAGGUAUUAGAAACUCUCGUGCAAAGAAGCAUAUUUUCAAGCACAACAACUUGGCCGAUUUGGAAGAGAAAUUGGCUCAAUAUCCAAAAUCAGUUCCUAAAUUGAUUGCAUUUGAAUCGGUUUAUUCAAUGUGUGGGUCUGUAGCUCCUAUUGAAGCCAUUUGUGACUUGGCUGAGAAGUACGGUGCUGUCACCUUUUUGGAUGAAGUUCACGCUGUUGGUAUGUAUGGUCCACAUGGAGCCGGUGUUGCUGAACACUUGAACUUUGAAGCUCAUUUGAAACUGGGUAUCAACCCCGCUGAAAUUGAAACGGUCAUGAACAGAGUCGACAUGGUUACCGGAACACUUGGUAAGGCUUAUGGAUGUGUUGGAGGUUAUGUUACUGGUAAGGCCAACAUGAUUGAUUGGUUUAGAUGUUAUGCUCCUGGAUUCAUCUUUACCACUAGUUUGCCACCAGCAGUUAUGGCCGGUGCCGCUGAGUCAAUUCGUUACCAAAGAGCUACAUUGAAGGAUCGUAUUGCGCAACAGAAAAACACGAGAUAUGUCAAGGACAAUAUGAACAAGUUGGGAUUGCCUGUUAUUCCUAACCCAUCCCACAUUGUUCCAGUUUUGGUGGGUAACGCUUAUGAUGCAAAGAGAGCCUCUGACUUGUUAUUAGAUAAACACAGGAUUUACGUUCAAGCUAUCAACUUCCCAACUGUGCCAAUUGGUGAAGAGAGAUUGAGAAUCACACCUACUCCAGGUCAUGGGCCAGAAAUCUCUAAUCAUUUGAUUGAAGCUGUUGACGACGUGUUUAAUGAAUUGAGCUUAAAGAGAAUCAACGACUGGACCCAAGCCGGUGGUUUAUGUGGUGUUGGCCAGGCUGAUUCUGCUCCAAUUCAACAUAUUUGGACUGAUGAACAAUUGGCAUUAGCUGAUACUGAUUUGAACCCAAAUGUUGUUGACCCAAUCGUCGCCCCAUUGGGUGUUUCAUCAGGUGUCACUUUGUAG
Molecule: messenger RNA, 1764 nt
Organism: Lodderomyces margitis
Lineage: Eukaryota; Fungi; Ascomycota; Pichiomycetes; Serinales; Debaryomycetaceae
Gene: HEM1
Product: 5-aminolevulinate synthase
Exons: 1
Coding region: 1-1764 (587 amino acids)
Biological process (GO): heme biosynthetic process
Cellular component (GO): mitochondrion
Molecular function (GO): pyridoxal phosphate binding; 5-aminolevulinate synthase activity
Source: RefSeq, a predicted model, not a curated record